Oryzias melastigma (Indian medaka) is the source of this 2098-nucleotide messenger RNA. RefSeq names its product WD repeat domain, phosphoinositide interacting 1 (gene wipi1). The record is from RefSeq and is a predicted model, not a curated record. Gene Ontology annotation, molecular function: protein binding; phosphatidylinositol-3,5-bisphosphate binding; phosphatidylinositol-3-phosphate binding. Gene Ontology annotation, cellular component: phagophore assembly site membrane; extrinsic component of membrane; cytosol. Gene Ontology annotation, biological process: nucleophagy; protein lipidation; protein localization to phagophore assembly site. NCBI's taxonomy places the organism in Eukaryota, Metazoa, Chordata, Actinopteri, Beloniformes, Adrianichthyidae. Bases 241 to 1572 code for a protein of 443 amino acids. The transcript has 13 exons.
GGAGAGAAGGAAGGUGUGACGCACUUCCGCCAGCUGUUCUUGUUUUGCUCUGCUACUCCGCAACCUCCGAAUCACCGAGCCUCCGAUCGGGACGGAGACCCAGCCCGGGACUGUCAGCUGUGGAUGACUCCCCCCGCAUUUCCCGGUUGGAGCCCACGUCGAGGACGGAGGUGAGGCCGAUCCCGCCGCCGGGCCUCCAGUCCGGUGCGGAGCUGCAGGAGGAGGCCGCUGGGAGUCGGGAUGGAGACGGCGGAAGGCGCGGGCGCCGCGGGCGAAGCAGACGAGCCGCGGCCCCGGUUCGGAUGCGCCUCCUUCAACCAAGACUCUACGUCAUUGGCUGUGGGAACAAGGACAGGCUACAAGAUCUUUUCUCUUUCUACUGUAGAAAAGCUGGAGUGCAUCUACGAGAACGCAGAGGUUCCUGACGUCUUCAUCGUGGAGCGUCUGUUCUCCAGCAGUCUGGUGGUGGUGGUGAGCAGUGCCACGCCUCAGCGCAUGAACAUCUAUCACUUCAAAAAGGGAACAGAGAUUUGCAACUACAGCUAUUCCAGCAACAUCUUGUCUGUGAAGCUCAACAGACAGUGGUUAGUGGUGUGCCUUGAAGAAUCCAUUUAUAUUCACAACAUCAAAGACAUGAAGCUGAUCCAGACUCUGGUCAACAUGCCGCCAAACCCCUCAGGUCUCUGCGCUCUCUCCAUCAAUAAUUCCAACUCCUUCCUGGCGUACCCCGGCAGUGCCACUACCGGAGAGAUCGUGGUGUAUGGUGCCAACACUCUGAGCACAGUGGCAGUGAUCUCUGCCCACGACGCUCCUCUGGCAGCUCUGACCUUCAACACCUCAGCCACCAAACUUGCCAGCGCGUCAGAGAGGGGUACGGUCAUCCGAGUGUUUUCCAUUCCUGAAGGUCUGCGUCUGUUUGAGUUUCGCAGAGGCAUGAAGAGGUAUGUCAGCAUUCGCUCUCUGUCCUUCAGCCUGGAUGCUCUCUUCCUCUGUGCCUCCAGCAACACUGAGACUGUGCACAUCUUCAGGCUGGAACAGCUGGAACCAACGGAGGGGGGCGAGGCUGACACCUGGACAUCGUAUGUGGGGAGGAUGUUCUCAGCAGCCAGCAGCUACCUUCCUGCUCAGGUGUGUGACGUGAUGAGCCAGGACCGUGCCUUCGCCACCGUUCACCUGUCGUCAUCCGCUCACAGCAGUGUCUGCACCUUGGUCAGUAUCCAGAAGCUUCCACGGCUGCUGGUGGUCACAGCUGAUGGGCAGCUCUUCAUCUAUAACGUGGAUCUGCAGGAUGGGGGCGAGUGUGAACUUCUCUCCAAACACAACUUCUUUGAUGACCAUGGCAGCUCAGAGAAAGGCAGCGAGUCAGCAGGCUCAGAGCAGACUAUUUGCCCCCCCUCAUACGCUGCAACUGCUGCCUUACCUGCCUCCCGUCCCAUCACUGCAACCCUCACCGGUUACUCUGAGGACGGCGGCGCAAAGAGGGGGGAGGUCAUCCCGGAGCAUGAGUUUGCCUCUGGACCUGUGUGUCUGGACGACGAAAAUGAGUUUCCUCCUGUGAGCAUCCAGAGAUAAAGCUGUGCCGUGAUGGAGUCGGAGGCUGCAGGGGGGGGCCCUUGUAACCAUGGAGGAGGGCAGAUGGAGGAACAUGGAGACGGGUGUGCAUCAGACACAUCAGCCAUUCCAAACGUGAAGACAGACUUUACCUUCAGAGUGGAAACGAACCUCUUUGUUUGGAGAAUGAGGAGAAGACCUGCUGAAAGGCUCUUCCGGCUUGGUUUCGGUUUGAAGGCCUCCUCCUUCCUCAUUCUGGAGCUUCAGAAAGCCGUGAGAGCCUUCUCUGGAAGUCAUGGUGCAUGCUAAAGACCACAUUUAACCACAUUUAAAUAGUCAAUGAACCGCUGUAGCAACAUUUUAGUUUAUAUACUGUUUUAUGUCUCUCAUUGAGUGUGCAAGACGUUACCUUUGUGGACAUGUAAGAUAUAUUUGCGCCUGAUGAUCUGUAAAGAAAUUUAAAGGAAGUUUACUGAAUUUAGCCAAAGCCAACUAAGAAAUAAAUUCAGAGCUGGGUCAUCAUGAACCUAUGCAAAGAACACAAAAA